GGGCUGAUUAGAAAUGAGGUGGACCGGCCUGGUUGGGAUCCCUAGUUUUGCUUGACCGACCUUUGCUUAAAUAAAAAGGUUAGUCCACGUUUCGAACAUCCAAGGGUGAAGUGGAUUGACUUUGAUGGUCAUGAUUUUUUGAGAGAAAAAAAAAAAAAAAAGCGGCCAUAAGGUGACAUACCGGCGCCAUCACGCCCCCACUCCCUUGUCAGAAUAAGAGUUUUCCUCUGAUCCAUCUACCCCUCGCAAUUGGUCUUCACUUUAAUUAUAGAGAGUGAGUGAUAACCCAGAUCUCCAUCAUGGAAAACGCGGCUCAACUAAAUAGCAUUGCAUCCUUGGAAAAGAAAAGAAAGCUGCAAGAUUCACAGCUAGAGAUGCCUUCAGCAAAACAAGUUUGUCGAGAGAAGGUAGAAGGCGAAGAAUUUGCUAAAGGUGCAGAAUCAGAGCCCGAAUCUACAAACAGCAACAGCUUCCACAGCAACUCUGCAGACUUGUUCAUGUGCAGCGAUGAUGAAGAUAAAACUGAUGGCAAAUUUCACGAAUCAGGCGCAUCUGAUGAGCCCUCGACCUCAUCUGCUAGCUGGGCUGGCACCUCUUCCGGUGACAGCCUUUACUCCUCGGAGAAUAGGUCAUCUAUCAAUUCAAGCACUUCGGAACCAGAGUCGUCAUCUGUGAGCAAGCAUCAAGACUGCCCUGAUGAUCAGUGUAGGCAAUUCGCAGAAUUUGGAUGUGAUGGGCACGCGGAGAUCCAGCUAUACACGGAUAAGGAGCUUGAGGAUCUGCUCUACUCGAAUGGGGCAUCCCCCGGUGGUAGCUUUAUUCUUUCAUCUGGAAGGUGGUCUGUUGGUCAAGGAGCUAAGCAGGAGGGUAAGCAGAAGCUGACAAUUGAUAAGGAGUUUGAACAAUAUUUUUCUAUGCUUAUGCUGUAGCAAAAACUUAAUUAGGAUCUAUUACGAAGUUGGAGUAGUUUAAUAAUUUCUGCUAUAUGUAUAAAUUUGAGAUGGUCAUUGCAAGAAUCCAGCUUUCAAAUGCAUCAAGUGAUUGGUUCUUGCAAUGCAAAAUGUAAAUUAUUGAGCAAGUUAAUGAAUUAUUGUUUACAUUAA
Molecule: messenger RNA, 1103 nt
Organism: Salvia miltiorrhiza (redroot sage)
Lineage: Eukaryota; Viridiplantae; Streptophyta; Magnoliopsida; Lamiales; Lamiaceae
Product: protein FAR-RED-ELONGATED HYPOCOTYL 1-LIKE-like
Exons: 3
Coding region: 300-929 (209 amino acids)
Biological process (GO): response to red or far red light
Source: RefSeq, a predicted model, not a curated record